GAAAUAAAGAGGCAGAAAAAAGAAAAAAAAAAAAACAAAUAAGAAAAAGAGAGUCACUGUGAGAGAAGAAGACCUUUUGGCUAAUGUGAAGUUUUUAGUUGGUGUGUGUGUGUGUGUGUGUGUGAUAAUUCCAGCUAUGAAGUCUCAUGCCGAAAAGGAUAACCUUUUUUUCUCCAUUAUUAUUCUUGUUAUUACUUAUUAGUAGUAUUAUUUUCCUCUUAUUCCACUUUUCUCUUUUCUCUUUCCCCACACUUUUCAUGCAUUUCCCUUCUGUCAUAAUACAAAAGCACCCUGUCUUCUUGACUCUCUCCUUUGCCACUCUGUACUCUGUUCCAUUUUCCAGUCUCGAGGGACUGGUCUUUCAACUGUCAUCCCAGAAAUUUGUGUCCCUCUUGAUUUUACUCAAAUAAGCCCAGAAGGAUUUCGCUGUAAUUUGCUUUCAGAGUUCUUUGAUGAUGAUGAUGCAUUGAGUAAGUGCAAACAAAUGUGCUUAAUUCUGGUUGUAUCGUAACUCUGGUUCAGAAAGAUUGAAUUUUUCUGUCCUUGACGUGAAAUGGGAUUUUCUUUUAUGUUCUUUGGUGGUUUUUUUUUUUCCUUUUCUCUUUCAGGGCCGCAUGUGAAACUGUUUAAAAGGUUCUGUUUGUUCUUGGAAUGUUGAUCAUUUGGAACUGAGUAUCAUGGAUUUCCAAAUUCUCGAUUGUGUGCUUGUCGAUUGUCGAUUACGCAUGGAAUCUUAAUUUCUGAUGUUUUUGCUGAAAUUUCUCUUGCAUUAGGCCAGUGAAUCUUGCAGCUCUGAAAUUAUUUUCUUACAAAGUUAGUAUUGGUCUGAUCAAAGUCAGUUUUACCGAGUUCUGUAUGAUUCUAGCUUUUGAAAUGAUUUCCAGUUGCCACCGGGGUUUAAAAGAAACCAAAUUGGAUCACAAAAUUGGCUUGAAAUUGUCAGAUUUUCAUCAAUGAUUUUAGUAGGUCUCCUGAGUGCUGACUAACUAUUUCCCUGAUCAUCUAGAAUUUUCCUGUUUCUGAAUAUAAAACUUGGGGUCCAGUGUUUCUGAAAAAGCUGGCCUGCGAAAAUGUGAACUUUUCUUGCCAAGAGAAAGUGAAGAAAUGGAGAUGAAAUGGGGACACUUGGCACAAUUUUAGUCCUAUCUGUUAGUUGGGGAUAUAACUAAGAAUAUUUUGGUGUGGGAAGUCCAGAAGCCUUAUGUUUAGUCUGAUGAGAGGAAAAUGUCUUCCUAGGGAAAUCGCAGUUUCUGGGCUGCACAACAGUCUGAAUGGCGAGCUUAUUACACAUUCUUGAUUAUGAUCUAUGCAAAAUGGCGAAGAAAGUUAUCACACAAAAGCAUGAGGAUGAUGGGCUUGAGGCUCCUCGAAACAGCUUGGAGUUACCAGCAGAAACUUGCUAUGGUACACAUGGUGGGAGAGACAACAUAAUGUAUGCCUUCAGCAGUCUAUACGACUGGACCGAGCAGGCACCUUAUUCAACUGAGGCUCCAAUCAGGAAGCUGAUCAGUGAGGAUUUAUCUGAAAGACAGAACACCAAGCACAAUGCACCAAGUGUAAUUGCCCGUCUGAUGGGAGUGGAUAUGUUGCCAUCAGAGCGAAAAACAGUUGCUCUGAAGGUUGACAGCAAGAAUGAAAUGCAUCUGCAAAAUCUCUCAAAUGAUAAGUCUAAGGACGGUAUCACUGGUCAUAAUCACUGUUACUCAAAAUUCUCCAAAUUGAAGAGGUCCAAUUCUUUCGAUUCUAUUGAAACACGUCAUGUUGAUAGGUGGAAUGAUGACACUAAGUGGGAUAAGCCCAGACCUCGUGAACAUCCUCAAGAGGAGGAACUACAGAAGUUUAAGAAAGAAUUUGAGGCAUGGCAAGUAGCAAGGAUAAAGGAAUGUUCAAAGUUCAUUGAAGUUGGUAGGAAACCUAGUCAAUGGUUAGCACAGGAGAAUCUGAAUAAGGAAAAGAUAAACUUCUAUGCCAAUUCAAUUGAAGCAAGGGUGGAUACAAAGUCUGUGGAACCUGUUGGAGAUGGUCUGACAUCACAUGAAAAUGGCAGUUUCCAACAUAUGGAAAAGAAAUCUUUUUCAUCUGAGAAAAGAGACUUCUAUAGUAGGAUAAGAACUACAAGUGUGGAUUUUAAGCUUCCACGGGAAUCUGAUUCUGGUAACGAAUCAGACCGUGCCUCAGAACCUUCGAAAAUUGUGAUCCUGAGGCCUGGUCUAGAUACAUUUGUAAAUGGUGAAGAAGAAUCUUGGGGAAGUUCCCCAUGCAUCUCUGAAGAACGAGGUAGUAUAGAAGAUUUCCUUGAGGAGGUGAAGGAAAGGCUGAAGGGUGAACUGCAUGGCAAAACCUAUAAAUGGAGCAGUAAUGUCAGAGGAGGAGGAAUUGAGACCCCCUAUAGUGAAAAGCCAUCCGAUCCCAAACAAAUAGCUCAACGCAUUGCAAAACAAGUGAGAGAUAGUGUUACGAGGGACCUUGUGAUGGAUUUAUAUCGAUCAGAAUCUACAAGAUCAUACAGAAGUGGAAUGCAGCUCAAUGAUUCAGAUUCUCCUGAGUUCAUUAGUAGAGAUACUAGGAAGAUCUUGGCAGAGAGGCUCCGGAAUGUUCUCAAGGAAGAAAGUCAUCGGCAUGUUCCUGAUGUUACUACUCGUCGAAGUACCAGAUUAUCAAAGUUGAAUCCUGAAAGACAUCGAGAAGAACAAUUAAGGCAUGGUUCAAAUGCAGGAAAUAAGUUGUGCAAAAGAAAUGCCGGUGAAUUAGAUAUGCAAAGCCGGUCAUUUAGGGGUGAGCCUACGGCCAAAGCUGAGAUUCAUGAGGAUUUAUCACCCAGGAACCUCAUUCGAUCAUUGUCUGCUCCAGUAUCGGGAACAUCAUUUGGAAAGCUUCUACUAGAGGAUCGUCACAUUUUGACAGGUGCUCACAUCAGAAGGAAGCAUGAAUCUAUCGAAAAAAUAACAAUAAAUGUGAAAAAGCGGAAAAAGGAAAAGUUCAGCCUUAGAGAAAAGGUUACAAGCCUCAAAUACAGUUUCACAUUCAAAGGUAGGCUGUUUGGUAGAAAGAUCCACAUCUCAGAUCAACAGCACAGUAAUAGAGAAGAUCAUGACAGAAAUUUCUCCGGCAGACCAACCUUGAUGAUGAGCGAUUAUGAUCGUCCAGAGAAUUUUACGGAGGUGCCUCCAAGCCCUGCAUCAGUAUGCAGCAGUAUUCAUGAAGAAAUCUGGAGACCAGCAGAGUAUUCCAGUGCAGCAUCAAUGUCAGAUGUAACAUCUUAUGAGGAUAGCAUGAUGCCAAAUGUGUUUAAAGAGAUCAGCUCAAAUUUAAAAGAGCUACGCAGGCAACUAAAUCAACUUGAAAUUGAUGGCUCGGAGGUUGUUACAAAUGAUGAUCAACCAAUGGAAACUGAUAUGGUCGAUAUUGAGGACCCAGAUGAGGCAUAUAUCAGAGAUUUGCUUCUUAUUUCUGGUUUCUAUGAUGGUUCGUGUGAUAAGUCUUUGGCCAAGUGGGAGCCAGCCGGGAAACCUGUCAGUGAUCAAGUAUUUGAGGAAGCCGAGGAAUCUCACAAGCAAAAGUACAUCAAGGAUGAUGAUGAAGGGUUGUCAAAGGACCAAAAUGAGAAGUCACAUCAUAAGAUUCUGUUUGAUUUAUUGAAUGAAGCACUUCCAGAUGUACUAGGAUCACCAAAAGCAAUGUCCAAAUUUAUGAGAAAGGCCCUUGAUCCUGUCGGGAGACCUCUGCGUGGAAGGAAGUUAUUGGACAAAGUGUGGAACAUCAUCGGUGUGUACUUACAACCCACAAUGGACGAGUCAGAUUACUCUCUGGACAUGAUGAUUGCCCGAGAUCUGCAGUCCUCCCCAUGGUCUAAAUGUGUAGAUGACGAUAUUAAUGCUUUGGGAAAGGAUGUAGAAUGCCAGAUUUUUGGAGAUUUGAUUGAUGAGAUGGUUAUGGAUUACAAUCUUGACAAAUGCAUGCAUUGAUCCGCGCUCUGGGAUCGAGUAAUGUACAUCUGUCUUAUCAAUCACUAUUAGGAUUCACUCGCAAUGCAGCGCUAUUACUGAAAUCAAGAUUUGACCAACAUGGCCAUUUUGAAGGCGUUCCUGAGUUGGCAGAUUACUUGAUUGGUGUGGUAGAAGCUUUCAUGUCCUUAAUUUUGCUGGUUUUGUGUAUAAAGGAGUUAGAUCUCUUUUCUGGUGGUGGGUUAAAUGGUGUAAAUUGGUGGAUGUAUAGGUUUAGGGAUUUACAUAUUUAAUUUUUAUCAUGAUUGAUUCAUGAGUUAACCACAUUCGUCUUGUUUUGAGGCCCCGAUUUAUUCCAGAAACUUAGC
Oldenlandia corymbosa var. corymbosa is the source of this 4312-nucleotide messenger RNA. The record is from the annotation of a GenBank genome assembly. NCBI's taxonomy places the organism in Eukaryota, Viridiplantae, Streptophyta, Magnoliopsida, Gentianales, Rubiaceae.